GGUCUGCUCUGCUGGUAGGGCAGCUCAGAGAUGCACAAGACAUGCGGUUCCUCCUCCGCCUCGUCACCUUGGCUCUCCUGUGCUGCUUUUUCCUCUUGUGGUUGUGGCACCUUCUCAAGAGUCACCCUCUCCAGCAAAGAGAGGAUCUGAAAGCAGAGAUGAAGGAUGACUUACCUCUGACGUUUGACACUCUCCUCUAUGUUCAGCAGCUCAGGAAAAGGACACUGAGAUCCUUCUGCAACAAAACUGGUAAAGUCACCAAGCUCCCAGCCAGCCAGCAAGAAGCAGCACAGGUGCUUUCGAGGCUCGCAGUGAGCACCAAGCUGGAUUUCCUAUACUGCCAAGUGCCAGCAAUUGGGCUAGAAAGCUGGGAAUGGCUUUUGGAGGUGCUAGAGGAGAAAGCAGAUGUGACACUAGAGAUGCCAGUUCUCCAGCCCCAGCAGCAUGGAGCCCAGAAGCAACUUAGUGAGUACAACCUGACAGUGAUGGAGGCGAUGCUGAGCUCCUACACUAAAGUGCUGUUCGUAAGGGACCCUUUCCAGAGACUCAUCUCUGCUUUCAUGCAAGGCCUGGCAGGUGGCCUAACUUUCAAAGAGUUUGUCCAGAGCAUUUUAAGCAGGGGAGCCCAGAAUGCUAGCGUGGAGUGGAAGCCACUGGUCAGCUUGUGUCAGCCAUGCCUCCUUCGGUAUGACUACGUGAUGAUGUUUGGCUUCCUCAACAGGGAGGUGCCUCACCUAAUGCACCGCAUGGGGCUGCCCAUGGAUGUCCACCUGCCCGAGUUCACAGACUCCCAGGUCCAGAGCACUUAUAGCUGGCUCUCAGAGCAGUUACUCAGUGAGCUCUCACUCAAAGAAAGGAGGCAGCUGGCCCACUUCUAUCGCUGGGACUUUGCUGCCUUCCAGUUUUCUAGCAGCUUGCUUUGGGACCUCCUCAGUACUGAGGAGAGCAGGUAGUUACCCUGUCUUAGGGUUCAUCUACACAGCAGGGCUAAAGUCGAAUUAAGUUAUGCAACUUCAGCUACUUCAAUUGUGUAGCUUAAGUCGAAAUAGCUUAAUUCGGCUUUUGGC
Molecule: messenger RNA, 1067 nt
Organism: Pelodiscus sinensis (Chinese soft-shelled turtle)
Lineage: Eukaryota; Metazoa; Chordata; Testudines; Trionychidae
Source: RefSeq, a predicted model, not a curated record